Chelonia mydas (Green sea turtle) is the source of this 9440-nucleotide messenger RNA. RefSeq names its product transmembrane protein 245 (gene TMEM245). Bases 139 to 2859 code for a protein of 906 amino acids. The transcript has 18 exons. The record is from RefSeq and is a predicted model, not a curated record. Lineage: Eukaryota; Metazoa; Chordata; Testudines; Cheloniidae.
GCGGGGAGGGAGGACAGACUACAUUUCCCAGCAUCCCCGGCGGCUCACGUAGCAGGCAGCGGACGCUGGACCUAUGUCGCUCUCCCCUGGCUAUAGCGGCGGUUAACGGCGUGGAGGGGGCGUGAAGCGGUGGCGGCUAUGGACGAGAGCGGAGACUCCGCGGCGAGUCCCCGCGUCCCGGCUCCUCCUGGCUCCCCGCUGCAGGGACGAAGGCGGCCAGGCUCCCCCUCGGCUGCCGGUGCGGGCGGCGGCGGUAGCCGCCAGUCUCCGGAGCGGAGCCCUGCGGGGGCCCCCGGGCCGGCGGAGGGCGCGGCGCCGCGGCUGCUGCUGCUGCCGCCGCCACCGCCGGCGGCGGCGGUGGUGUCGUCGCUGCCGCGGCUGGAGAAGCCCAUCAAGCAGGCCUUCUACAACACCGGGGCGCUGCUCUUCGCCGGGCUGUGCUGCGGCGCCGCCGUGCUGGUCUACUUCAUCCUGGAGGCCUUCCUGCGGCCGCUGCUCUGGGCCGUGCUCUGCGGCACCUUCCUGCACCCCUUCAAGAGCUCGCUCACCGCGCUGGGCCGCCGCUGGCUCGGCCGCCUGCACCGCUCCCGCACCCCGGUGCUGCUGGCCGCCCUGCUGCUGCCCCUCUGCUUCGCCAACUACGGCGCCGAGGCGCUGGGCCAGCAGGUGCUGCGCAGGCGGCGCCUCCUGCUGCUGCUGGGCGCUGGCGGCCCCCUGCUCUACGGGCUCUACUGCCUCGGCAGCUCCCUGGGAGUCCAGGUGCUGCUGGCCCAGACCGGACUCCUGAUCUGCCAGGGGCUCGACUUCUUCAGCAGCCUGUGGAUAUGGACCUUGGUUGUCGGUUAUCUGUUGACCAUUUCAUUCAAGUGGAAUGCAAGCACUGAGCGUUACUUAAGAGCAAUCUCCAUUCCUGUCUGGAUAAUACUGCUCUUCCACUUAGCAUCUGUCGCUGGCUCCUGGAGGAUUCCAGUAUUUGUGGUUAUAGUUUUUCUGAUGACUGUGGGCAUGUUGCAUGAGCAACGGAGCGGAAAGGAGUCUUCUGGAACAGAACUUCCUGGUCAAAUGAUUUCCAUUGCUGCUUCUACAAUUGCCAUGGCAAUAUCUAUCACAGGAUAUGAGUCAAAUAAUGAGCAACAUUCACCCCAACCCUCAGAAACAGCAGAAAGUGGGCAACUCUCUCAAGACUCAUCCUCUUCGUUUUCCUCCUCUUCGUCCACUUCCGGUGGCAGACACAGGCCUGAGAUUGGAGCUUUUCUUAGAAAGAAGAAAACCAGUGAUAUCUACUUCGUUACACUUGUAUGGGCCAUUGUCGUAGUUCAAAUCUGGCUGAACCUCUGGAUUGUGCAGUUAUUACCAGUGCCUGUUGCAGUUUGGGUUCUUAAAAAACUUGUGGUCCACUUUGGAGUUGUAAACUUCAUGGCGAAACGUUGUAGUAGAUGGUGGCAUGUUCUGGAAGACUUUGUGAAGGAGCGGCAGGAGGCUCUUGCUCCACGGCCAAUCAGAGGACUUGGAAGGGUCAUGCUAAAACUUGACAGUAAGCUGUGGCACUGGCUUAAUAAGAAGAUGAUCGUGUGGCUGGAGAAAAUGCUUGAUAAAAUAAUUAGCAUUUUCAUAAUAUUUUUGCUAGUGAUAGGAACGCUUCUGCUAGCCCUGCUCCUUACGGCAAAGGUACAUCAAGAGAGCGUUCACUUGAUUCAAGUCACAAGCAGCUUGAUCAAUGAGACUGUAGCCAAUCACCCAGAGUGGGCAAACUGGCUCCCUGAAGCUCAGGUCAUUCAAAAAGCUCUCAAUUCAGCUGCUAACAAUGUGUAUCAGUAUGGCCGAGAAUGGAUUACACACAAGCUCCAUAAGAUAUUAGGAGAGAAAGUGAACAACACUGCUGUGAUUGAAAAGCAAGUGCUGGAACUCUGGGACAGACUUUAUCAUUCUUGGUUUGUGAAGAAUGUAACACAUCCUGGAAGACACAAAGGACACAAGCUGCAUAUAAAUCGUCAGAACAGCUGGCUGGGUGACAUUCUGGACUGGCAGGAUAUUGCUUCAUUUGUUCAUGAGAACAUUGAGACAUUUCUUUCAAUUCUGGAGUCCUUGUGGAUAGUGAUGAGUCGUAAUGUGAGCCUACUCUUCACCACAGUAACAACAUUAGUGACAAUCCUCUUCUAUAGUGGGACAGCCCUUCUCAAUUUUGUGCUCUCACUGGUGAUUUUCCUGACCACACUGUUUUAUCUGUUAAGUUCCAGUGAUGAGUACUACAAACCAGUGAAGUGGGUGAUUAGCUUGACACCUUUGUCGCAGCCAGGCCCAUCCUCAAAUAUAGUUGGCCAGUCUGUGGAAGAGGCCAUAAGAGGUGUGUUUGAUGCUUCUCUCAAAAUGGCUGGGUUCUAUGGACUGUACACCUGGCUCACUCACACCAUAUUUGGAAUUAAUAUUGUUUUCAUACCAUCAGCAUUGGCAGCAAUCCUUGGAGCUGUUCCAUUUCUGGGAACAUACUGGGCAGCUAUACCUGCAAUUCUAGAUCUGUGGCUCACCCAAGGAGAAGGAUGCAAAGCCAUUUUGCUCUUGGUUUUUCACCUGUUGCCAACGUACUUUGUAGACACAGCAAUCUACUCAGAUAUAUCAGGAGGUGGCCAUCCCUACCUGACAGGCCUCGCAGUAGCUGGUGGAGCAUAUUACCUAGGAUUGGAAGGAGCGAUCAUUGGACCCAUACUGCUUUGUAUAUUGGUGGUUGCCUCUAACAUAUACAGUGCCAUGUUAGUGAGUCCAACAAAUUCAGUUCCUACCCCAUCACAAACACCAUGGCCUCUGCAGAUAUACCAACCAUCUAGAGGGAGUCCUGAGGAGAUGAAAAUGGCCACAGAGUGAGAUUUACACCAUCUUGCACCUGACCAGCAUGAAGUUGUCACUCUCUUCUACCUGGAUUGAGUUCAGAACAGUCAUGGCCUUCUGUCCCUCUUCCAGCUGUGCCUAGUGACAGCUCACAGUGAAGCACAGUUUAAAACAAACCCUCACGUCUGCUGGCCUUACAUUAUCUUGCAAAGGCAAAGUGCUUAAUAGACUGUCUGCUUCCGAUCACUUUGCAUACUAACACACAGACUUAAAGUUCAGAUGCCUUGUGUGUAGAUUUUUUUCUUCAUAGAAAGAUCUUAAGAAGGACAAGUAAUAUCCACUGAGUCAAGGAUGCCAUCUGCUGAAAUGACUAACUUGGCUUUUAUUCCUUUGGAUGUUUGCAUUAUUAGACUUCUAGCAAUUUUAAACAAGUGAAACGCCAAGUCUUUUGUUGCUGGAAUCUUUAGUUGAUCUAGGGGUGUAUUUACUUGUAGAGAUGCUAAAACUUAUAAAGGUGUGAAGCACCUGCUAUUAAAAGAAAAAAUAGUAUAAUCUGCUGCUUCUCAAAGUAUUUCUUUUGAGAGGCAUGACAGUCACUAUUCAAUUAACAACACUUGAAGCUUAUUUAUGUAUACACUAAUAGUGUUUUAUGCUGUCAGGGAGCGAUGUUUCCACUUGCAGAUUGUGUUAAGUGUAGGUUAUCCUCACGUGGAAUAGGAGUAUUUGUAAAAACAGUUGAAUCCUUGAGUUCACAUUUGCAGUUAAACUUGGUAUUCUGUUGUUUUGGUUUAUUGAUAAAGCUUAAUUUAAUACCAGGGUCUCAGUAAGAUGUUGUACCCAAAGUCCCAAUGGAUUCCUGCUAAAUUUAACCAAAGGACUUAAAUGCUUCCAGGCAGAAGUAAUAUCAGAUUGCCAUAUCUAAUUACAGUAUUUGGAAGAUGCUGAAUGAUUGUGUUCACACCAUUUUUUUUAUUAUUUAUUGAGAAGUAAUCAUCAAGAAGGUGAAAGGUGAUGGGGGGAGGGGGAAAGCGCAAGACAGGCAGAGAUCUCAAAUUCCUAAAAUGUGUUCGUGUCCUGGGCACCAAGUUGAAGUGCACUAGAGCUCUUCCCACCUGCUCCUCCUUCCCCCCCCCAAAAGUAGUUGGCCUUAAAUUGCAGUUUUAGUGUCACUGAAGGCUUUUCAUACCUUGGUUAUUGAUGCAGGUUUGAAAUAGUGGUUUAUGAGAACCAAAAAAGUAGUUAAAUUAUUUUUUGUAUAAGUUCUUACACUCAAAAGACAGAUACAGCAAAAAAAAAUUUACCCCAAAUACUUGGUCAAAGAAUACACUCAGAUCAUCAGGCCCCAGGUACGAUACAAAUAAGCUGCUAUGUAGGUGGUGUGGUUUUCUUUUCUUUUUUUUUUUCUUUUUUCUUAAUACCAGAGCAAAACCAUUCCAUUCCUGAUUGACUCUACCUUGAAUUUAUGGCAGGGUUUCUUCUUUUCUGAUUUAUACAAAAUACAGGCCAUGUCAUGCUCUUCAUCUGUCCUUGCAUUAUAAAACAGCUAUAGUACAAAUCUGUCCAUAUCAUAGUCCCAGGGAUCUGGCUCAACCUAAGUGAGAGAGGUUGUUAUAGAUCACUACUAGUUUUUUGACGUGACCGUACAUGUAUUUAUAGAUAAUAUUUUAAGACUAGAUCUGUUGUGUGCCCUAUGUACGGCAAAGUUUUGAGAUCAGUUCAGUGUGCUGCAAUGCAUGGGCCCAAUAUGUGGUGUUCUGGAUGAAGUAAUUGCCCUAACUUCGAAUUUCCUUGCUUUUGUGGAACAAAGUUAGACCCUUUACGUUAUUCAACAUCAUUUUGUUUCAUAAAUGACAAUUAUGGAAGAAGUCAGGAUCUCACUAAGAGUAUCAAUAUUCCUGUAGUAUACAGACCAGUAUAUGAAUGAUAGACUAUUAUUGCUCCUGGGAAAUUGCUACAUUCUGUUCUAUUAGUUUAUUCUACCAUGCUGAGCAGCAUUACGAAUCUGUUUUGAUUAAUCAGGUCAUUGUGUACCCAGGCAGCUUUUGAAAAGAAAGGGUUGUCACUUGAGAGAAAAAUGCUUAAAAUGUAUACAACUAACCAGAAUCCAUAAGCUUUAAUAUUUUUAUACUUUUGCUGCUUUUUGCUCACUAUUAAAGAUUGUGUUAAGUGUUUUCUACGUUAGAUAGCAUGUUAACAUCUAACCUGAUCUUUCAUAACCCUGUGUUACUGAAUUUGUGAUGUCAGUCAUUUCCAUGCUGCCAGAUAGUGAUGUCAUAAACAAAGGCUGAUUUCUUUACUAUAAUCACAGAGAAGAAUCUCUGAUAUGAGAGGAGAGUUCUUUUUCAAACACAAGUAUCUUCAAUAAUAGCAAAACAAAAUUAAUAAACUGAGAAGACAUGGUGUUGCUAUUUUGAAAUGUUCCUUUCCCAAUGUGAAAAAAAUCUGUGUGUAUAGCAUUGAUACGAUACGCAUUGUCUAUUUGUUUUUAUGUAGGUGGGUUUUUUUAAAACGAGUACUCGAGCCUUCCAGUCUUCAACUUCAGCUAAUAUUUGCCAUUAAUAACAUAAUAAUAAAGCUGUAAAUUCGUGGUAAACCUAGAUUUAAGACCCAUACUUUGUGCCAUGUCUGUAUCUGAGGAACAAAGACCUUGUCCCAUGUCCCUUUGAGGCAUGAGGCUCAAUUUAGUAAUGAGUGAACUCUGUUUUUAAAAUUACCAUGACAAAAUACUUAAUCACUCACAUGCUUACUCAAUAAAUGUAAAAAAUCAGAAUCUUUACAUAUAGAUGCCUUAUGGAAAAGUAUAUGUUUUUAACAUCAUGUCUGUUAGUGUUCAAAAAAUAAAUUGUCACUGGGAAUCAAUGACCUGCACAUUUUCAUUUUUAACAUCCAUUUUCAUUUGUGGAAACAUACAUCUGAAAUGUGUUUGGGGGUUUUGGGGGUUUUUUUUGGUUUUUUUUAAUCAACUUUCCAGCAACUUAAAAAUUACCAAACUAAUUUUAUCCAUGUUCUUUUAAAAGAAAAAAGAGGGGAAUUAAAAACCAUUUUGAAUAUGAUACUUCGUAUGAAAAGAAACAUUUUUGAGUCAUUUUUAAGCCAGUUAUAGUUCCCAGGAAAAAUGAUUUCUAGACCGUUCUUUGUGCAGUGGCAUUCUGAAUAGGGCUCUCCCUCUACUUCAUAUUUAUAGCCUCUAGCACAAUGAGGCUUGAUUUAGUCUGGAUCUUCUUGGUGUUACAAUAAAAAGGUGUCUCUAGAAUAAUAGUCAUAUUAAACACUGUGUGUGCAAGUAGAAAAUGUUAAUGAGUUGUUAAAGGAAUGCUUUUAUUUUUAUUGGUUGUCAUGAGAUGGUGCUCAGCAGUGGAAUAAUGAUGACAACAUAAGGUGUGUCAGCUAUGAUGCUUUCAUGUUUUUCUAGCACAUUAGGUUUAUUCCAAGUACAAAAUUAUCAAGGGCUCUAUGGUACUAAUGGUUUUUAGCAUACAUUUCAGUAGAUUUAUUUCCUCCUUUUUUAUUAAAUUGGAGGAUUUAGGCCCAUGAAUUUUAGUUAGUGAUUAUUGGAUUAGGAAACAAGUAAUAUCUUACAAAACUGCAGACUGCAAUAAAAAAAAAUGUAGAAAAUAUAACUGCUGUCUCCAGUGUUAGCAUUCAGUAUAUUUAUCUUAAUUUCCAAAAAAAAGUUAAAACGGGAAAAAUGUUAAAUCUAUUAAAAAGACUGAGCCUAAAUUCAACAUUAACACCUUUGUAAAAGUGUUAAAGAAAAUUCAGUCCACAGUUAGGGUUAAACGCCUCAUCUUAAAAAAAAAACAAAACAAAAAAAAAAAAACCAAAAUGGCUGCAGUGCUAAUCUCUCGCACUAGGGUCAUUAGACUGCUUAUAAGACUGCCUCCCCAGCAGACUUAAUACAGUGAAUCUGGAAGGACAGCAGGAUGCAAGUGUCCAAGAUGGCACUUCACAUCCCUGAGGAGCAGAAUGACCCCCCCAUCGCCUUCAUACAUAUGUAGACUGUUUGUAUUGUGUGUGAUAUGUCUGCUUAGGCACAGACACUGUCACUCCAGAGCACAAUGCUGGACUCACUACUGUGAAAAUAGACCAUACUUUUUUAAAAGGAUUUGCAUUAAAGAUGUUUUGGUUUUUUUAACUAAAGUUAGAAGACUUUAUGGUUAAUAUUGAAGACCACAUUUAAUUUUCUAUAGUCAGUUUCAGGGAAGCCUGUAGUCUUAAAAGAGAGAAUAAUGGUUUCCACGCUUCUAGUUACAGUUGGAUUGUCUCCAGAACUCCCUUCUCUUAUUUGGUUUAUUAUGAGAGUAAAAACAGUAUUUUCUCUCCCUCUUUGGGCACCCCACUGAAUUACGGAAUGUAACAGUGCAGUUCCCCUUUCAUUCCCAAGUCUUCUGUGAAAUAAAAUGGCCUAAAGUUUUUAAAGUCAUGUGGAUUUAAUCUUUAAUCGGGCAUUGUUUCUCACUGUCCAUUUUAGUCAGGUUCCUUCAUGCUUUAUGAUGAAUGUGUAGAAGCUUUUUAUGAAAGUAAAACAGGUAUUUUAUGAAGUGUGAAAAAUGAGCAAAGUGUUUUUAAAAAUCAGUAGUAAUUCCAGAAGUAAUGAGGGUAUUCAAGGAGUCCACAUUAGUUGGUUUUUUGUUGGUUGUUUUUUUAAGAGUAUACAUAUGAACAGAGUCUGUUUUUCUUCAAAUUAUUUUUAACUGACAAAUUUUCUUUUGUGAUUCCUAGGAAUAAAAUGUUGUGUUGCCUGUACAUAGUGGAAAUAAACGUUUUCUGGAACGGUCUAUACAUGGUAUACAAUAAAUAGGUAAAGAGACUGGGGAGAAGCUAGCAAAUAUCUGAUCAAGUGACUAAAUAAACUGUUCUGAUGUAAUAGUGGUACAAAACUAGUCAACACCAGUCUUUCUAGUAACAGCUCAAGAACCAGAAUUUAGAGCCUAUUCGUCCUGAAAGUAUUUGCACUGGUCCACCAAAGCGCUUCUAGCCUUAAUAGGUCAUGAAAUAUCAGGCUUUCAAAUCCCCAAAUGUUACUCUUUUUUCCUCCCCCACUUAUAGAAUGACAUUUUAGUAUCUGGUAUUUUGUGAAUUACUAGAAUUGGAGAAGAUUAUUGCUUUAUGCCUUUUGUAAGAUAGGUUCCAAGAUUCAGAGGGUAUGCUGCUACAGCAGUUGGUCUGAUUUCAGGAAAGCAUUUCUCUCUAGGACAACAUUUAAGCAAAUCCCAUUGAAGUCUGUAUUAAAGCCACAUGUGUUUUUCAGUGCUGCCCUAAAUAGGGAUGGACUUAAGCACAUGCUUAAGUGCUUGUAGUCUAGUACUGAAGAUGGCAGCAUUUAGAAUCCUGUUGGAAUUAAAGCAGGUGGGGGAGGAAAAUAUUCAGCUCUGACACCUUUCCAAGGGAAUACAGCAUUCAUUUUAUGGCUCAGAUGGGUUUUCAGUGUGUUGAACUUAAAACUCUUGUUGUUUUAUUCAGUCCAGCCUUGGUUGUGUGUACUUUGUUUUUGGUGUUUUGUUUUGGUCACUGGAUGAGGGUGAACUAUAACAAGUCUUUGACUUCUAGUAUAAAAGUAAUUUUCAUUCCCUGCACAAGUCUUUGACACAGUCACAAUGUAACAGCAUGGCGCACAGUUACAUCAGAGCAAAAGUCUGUUCAGUGAAAAAACAGAUGGACAUCCAGGCCUUAGUGCUGGAAUAAUAAACAAAACCACCACAGUAGGCCUCUUUGCUGCUAGUCUCAGCCCAGAGCACGUCUCUUCUAGAAGUACCUUGUCAAAGACGUGUCAGUGAAGAUUAUUGCAUUACUGCCUAUGAUUGACUUGCUCUGUGGAUGGAUGUCUUCAGUCUCCAGUGUCAUCAGACUGAUGUAUUUCACAUACACUAAAUUCAGUCAGAUGUUCACCUUUUUAAAAAUGUAAUAAAACGUUACUCUGCAGCAUUCAGUGAAAGUUAAGACUUAUUUGGUUUUUGUUUUUGAACUGAGUAAGAGCUAAGCAAUUAGCAUAUAUGCACUCACCAAUAUUUGGUGUUUUGGUAGGAAGGCAGCAUAGCUUCUUUUCUGUAUGUGUGUGUUUGGCUAAAACGAAAUCCAAAGAAACUGUAUAAAAUUGUAUUCUAAGACUAGUUCGGUUAAUGUCACCACAGAUGUUUUGAAUUACAAAGCAUCGGUUAUUGUGCCUGACUUGAGGUGUGCAUUCCAAUUUCAAGUUAUUUGUGGGGAUUUGGAGAAGUAACUUCUGCUGCCCAUUGUCAUGACAAAUUUGUGUGUAAAUUAACAUGGGAUACAUCUUCAGAAUAAGAAUUACAUUCCAAAGUAAUAAUACCUGAACUGGUAAUUUAUAGUAAUUGUUACUGCAUGUAUAAUAGUUUGAAAAGAUAACCCCUGUGCCUAUCUAUAGUGGAACAAGAAGUAUCAGUUGCUAUUGGUAAGAACUCUUGAGUAGACUGAAUAAUUAUUUAAAAACUUAAUUUAUUUUUGACUACUCAGAACAUUUUGUUUCCUAGCAAAUAGGUUUCCUGUAGCAGCUAUUAAAAGCUUUUAACACAGUAUUGUAUGCACGUCACAGUCCUUUGUAAACAUCAUGUUUAAUAUGUUUUGAAAUAAAAAUCUGUGCUGAAUGUUUAAAAAAA